GGUCUGUUGAAAACUAAUACUAAUCUAAAAAGUUUGUUGUUGAGAUAAUACACCUUUUCACAGAACGCUAACAUAUUGGAAAUGGCUACAGACUUUCCAACAUAUAUAUUUGCUGGGUUAGUUCUGUUAGGUGGGGUUACAGGAUACUUAAAAAGGGGUAGCAUACCAUCUUUGGCAGCUGGAGUUAUUUUCAGUCUCAUAUUUGCCUAUGGGGCAACACAGACAUCAAAAGACCCCAAAAAUAUAUGGGUGGUAUUAAUUGCAAGCAUUGUUUUAUUACUUGCCAUGGGUUCCAGAUAUCAUAAAAGUGGAAAAUUUAUGCCUGCUGGCUUUGUUUGUUUGCUCAGUGCUUUAAAUAUCUGCAGACAUCUUUUCAUUUAUAAACAACGUUGAAACGUGAACGAAUCAAAGAAGAAUGACUUUUCGCUGCAAACAACCAAUUAGUCAAAGUGCUUUUACAUUUCAUAUUUACUAGCUUUUUUAAGUAUUCUUUCAAGGAUGUGUUUUUUGGUAUGUUUAUUGUAGUAGUUUUUCUAUAAAGAGAUGGGUAUUUUAUGUAAA
Molecule: messenger RNA, 561 nt
Organism: Hydractinia symbiolongicarpus
Lineage: Eukaryota; Metazoa; Cnidaria; Hydrozoa; Anthoathecata; Hydractiniidae
Product: transmembrane protein 14C-like
Exons: 5
Coding region: 82-393 (103 amino acids)
Biological process (GO): regulation of heme biosynthetic process
Cellular component (GO): mitochondrial membrane
Source: RefSeq, a predicted model, not a curated record